GAACAUACCAUUGCCAAAUACAAUGAGAGGUACUUUUUUGACAUCACCGACAUUGAAGGGUUGGGGCCUCCAUUUGGCAUUUGAACUACUGUUACAAAAAACAUGUUACUUUCUAUAAGUUGUUGAUGAUGAUUGCUUAUGAACUUUACCUAUCUUUCUUCUCCAAUUCCACUUUAACUUUUGAUGUCCCUUCUUCUAUACUCUUUUUCUCUGGUGCUCCUUUCUUCUUCUUUUUUCGUCUUUUCUGAGAAACCGCCUUGCCAUUGUUCUUCUUCUUUGAGCCCUUCUUUUCUUUUUCUUCUCUCUU
Messenger RNA from Mycotypha africana, 307 nucleotides. RefSeq lists its product as uncharacterized. The annotation marks the transcript as partial. NCBI's taxonomy places the organism in Eukaryota, Fungi, Mucoromycota, Mucoromycetes, Mucorales, Mycotyphaceae. The transcript has a single exon. The record is from RefSeq and is a predicted model, not a curated record.